AUGGUUAUCCCAUUUUUCUUGUCAUUGUUGUUUGCUGGUUCCUCACCAGACAAAGUACCUCAUGUCGGUGAGAUUGGGGCCUCUUGUGACCCACGUAAUUUGCCGUGUACAACUCCAAAUACUUUUUGCGUCAAUAAUAUCUGCGCCUGCUCACCAAUGUACGAAGAGGUCAACAAAGAGUGUAUCUUAAAAUCAAGUAAAACUCUGGCAUCGAAAUGUAAAACAUCGGAUGAAUGUACGGGAAAGGGGGAAUACUGCAAUAGGGGCAGUGGAAAAUGCUGGUGCUUAUCAACACAUUUCGUCCUAGGCGGAAAGUGUAAACCAAUAAUUUAUCCCGGACAAAAGGGUUGUGAAGAUUCAAGACAAUGUGCUAAAGGUUAUCCAGGUGCUAUUUGCAGUCAGAAUAAAUGCCACUGUCCAAAGGGUUUUAAAGCUAAAGCAUUCAGUUGUUUCAAAAAUAAACGAUAUACUCCACAACGCAAACGAUCGCAACCGCCCUCUAUGAGCGCUUACGACCAGAUCAGUUUUACUGAAAAAGCAAAAUAUAACCUGUCCGGCUUCCCAACAGUGCACCGAACAACCGUUUCAUUUUUAUGCCCUGUACAGCAAGUAUUUAUAGAAGAAGCUGGCAUUUGUAUGACAACACGACUACCGGGCGAAUCUUGUCAUUACUCUGAACAGUGUAUAGCAACUGAACCAGGAGCAUUUUGUCAGAAACUGAGAUGUACGUGUGCUCGGGGAAUGAAAUUCAGUGGAAAUUCAUGUACUUUAAGGGAUACAAAAUGUUCUAUUCAUGGUUAUGUUUGGGUACCUGAAGUGGGCCAGUGUAUGCAAGUGCUACCACCCGGUGCAGAUGGUUGCAGUCACUCAGUACAAUGUUCAGCAGCCGUUGAUGGCGCAUACUGUUCUCGGCAUAAAUGUAUGUGUCCUGGGAAACUAAUACCGAUUAAUGGGAUAUGUGCGGUGAAAUGCGGUGAAAACAUGACAUUCUCUGCAAUAGUUGGAAAAUGUAUAUCAGCUGUUAAACCAGGAAGGCAAUGUCAGUACUCAUCACAGUGUCAAACAAGUAACGCUGAAAUGAUUUGUAUUCGAGGAAUUUGUCGUUGCUCUCUGGGUAAAGUAUUCACAGGUGACAGGUGUGCUGAAAAUUGCCUUCAAGGUCAUAUUGUCGGUAAUAACGGAAUAUGCAAACAAGUACCAGUGGUAAAUGCUUGCUCAAAUGGAAGUGAACAGUGUCUGAGUAGCUCAAGCUGUUCUUCCGGUAUAUGCGAAUGUCCGUUUGGGACAGUAUCAAAAUCCGGUGAAUGUUUAUUAGAACGAAGGGUUCCCAUUGGUUUUCCUUGUAACUCUACUCAAAUUUGUCUCGGAAUUGCAAAUUGCAUUGAUGGCAUCUGUCAGUGCCCAAUGGGUAUGGUUAUACAGAAUGGGAAGUGUCGUGACUUUAUGUUAAGUGGUGCUGGAGGUAGUUGUGCUAACGGAGAAUUAUGCAGUGGUGGAUCGAUAUGUACCAAAUCGAUCUGUUUAUGCCCAACUGGUACAACAAACCAAAGUGGUCUAUGCGUACCUGAACAAAAAAAAUUUUUUCUCUUUCCAAGAAAAUAUGAAGAGACAUGUAUAAAUGGAGGAACAUGUUCUGGUGAUUUACUUUGUAUCGAUGGGAUUUGUCAAUGCCCGCAAGGGACAUUCUUGAAUAAUAGACAAUGCAUAGCAGCAACAGGUAAAUGCUCGAAUUCCUUGCAGUGUGGAGUAAACUCCUUUUGCGAUCACAAAAGCGGUCUUUGUAUUUGCCAAGAUGGGCACCAGUACUGGAAUCAGUCCUGUAUACCAAUGUUUUCACGUACGUUAAUAUCACCAAUCAAAACAUGUAUCAUCAAUGCCGAUUGCAUAGCUGGUACGAAGUGCGUCGCAAACAGGAAUGGAAGAAGGAAUGCCGAUGAAAAAUGUCAUUGUCCAGCAGGUGAGAUUUUUACGGAGGGUAGAUGUCAGAUGGUUUUUGCUGAACCUGGCGAAUCUUGUUUUAAUGGGGAAACUUGCAUAUCAAACUAUGUUUGCAUUAAUGGUUCAUGUUCAUGUCCUGAUGGUGAAGUGUCGAAGGAUGGCAAUUGUAUUACAGAGAAUACUGAAAUUAAGAAGUAUACCAGCUAUCAAGCCGAGCCUAAUUCUCCCUGUAACAGAGGUGAACUUUGUAUCGGUGGAUCAUUUUGCAAUGUUAUGGAUGGACUUUGUCGAUGUCCUGCGGAUACUAUCUUGCAAAGUGGAAGAUGUGAAUUCACUAAUGAACAAUUGCUUUUCACGCUUCCGCCACAGUACAUUUUUAAUCGAAGUAAGGACAUGCUAAGGAGAUCAUCGAAUCAUACUAGAAUCAAUAUAACUCGAGUAACACUUCGUAUAAAUGGUUGCGAAAGUAACGAUGAUUGCCACGGCGGCUCUUACUGUUUUGGCCACCGAUGUGUUUGUCCCAUUAAUAUGAUCAUGAAAGGUGGCUUAUGUCAGAGAAUGUUCCCGACUUCACGCGAGAGAGCGGGUAGACGAUGUUCAGCAAACUACGAUUGUGUAAUGCAUAAUACAGUAUGUCAGAAGGGAGUAUGCGUCUGCCUUUCUGGAUAUGAUUUGUUUGGAGGUACAAAAUGUAUACCAAAAGCAACACCCUUCCUUAAAACUUACCGACAAACAGUAACACCAGCAGUAACGACAGCAAUUACUCCUAUGAGCAACAGUAUUGUCGAGAACAGUAAAACUGAUGAAAUGGUAACAGAUGAAGUGAUAAGUUCAGAGAAAGAAAUUAAACCAGAUGAAACAAGCCUUGGUUCUACAACGUUCACAGCUUUAUCACUAACUGACGUUGGCAAUGAACGUAUACCAUCGAGUCGGCAAACUGAAGUAAUCGUAAACAUAUCAGGUGGCGUUUGCAACGAAACAACACUCUGUCUGUUUUUCUCCGUUUGUCGUAGCGGUAUUUGUAAAUGUCCUUUGGGUACUCGUAUCUCCGACACAGAAUGCAAAUUUAUGGUUGAUGUAAGUCGCCUGCGACAAUUCGAGAAAUUAUUGCAUAAUGGAUAUUCGCUAUUAGCGUAUUCGAAAGGUUCUACAGUUCCGUUUAAGUCGCAAACAACCCAUUCGUUAUCUUUAACAGCUGCAAGUCAGUCUAAUUCAACUGUAAAAGUUAUUACAAUGCCAGCGAAUCGGAUUCGGAGUAUGAAGGAAGUGUGGCCAACGACGCAGCCACAGAUACAGCCUAAACUUGUAACAUCGAUGAGCAAAGCAUCGCGUUUGGGCGCUUAUUGUGAUGAUGAAAAAGCUUACUGCGCAAAUGGUUCAGUAUGUAUUGAAAAUCAAUGUGUGUGCGAGUCUGAUGAUGUAAUGAUUGACAAUAUGUGUGUUCCACGUGUUCAUGUUCGAUGUAAAACAUCCCGGCAGUGUCCUUCUCGGGCCCAAUGUAUCCACGGUUUAUGCUCUUGUGUCUCAGGUACUGCUAUGUCUCGAUAUGGCUUCUGUAUACCAGUGAAUAUCGAAUCACAUCCUGGAAUGCCAUGUUCUGAUGGAGAGACGUGCAGUGGAUUUUCGAAGUGUAUCCGAGGGUUGUGUACCUGUCCACCUGAGAAGAAUAACAUCGUUGAUAAUGAAUGUGUUAAAGUUCGUGUUUUCUUCAUCGGCAAAACAAAGUUUUGGAUUCAUUGCAAAGAUAAUCCCUGUGAAAAAUCUAAGAAAUUAAAACUUAAACGCUCACAGGGCACUGUACCUUCCGGACAUUAUUGCAUGAUGUGCUGCACUUUCAUCGUUGACAAACAAUUGAGAAAUGAUUUUAACCAGAAAAUACAACACAAAAUUCAUUUGUUUCCACGUGAAAUUUUCACGUUAGUACGAGUAAUCACCGAAAGGCUUGCAGAAGAAGAACAAAAUAAAGUAUUUGCAUUCGAAAGAAGUGUCCGUAUGGUUUUGCUAGUUUUUGUGUCAAGGACAGCGGAGCAAUGGAAAUAA
Molecule: messenger RNA, 3978 nt
Organism: Brugia pahangi
Lineage: Eukaryota; Metazoa; Nematoda; Chromadorea; Rhabditida; Onchocercidae
Source: the annotation of a GenBank genome assembly